AUUGAACCGUGGUUUGGGCGACAACAAAAUCGAGUGUUCAGGACACACGGCCUAAAGCACAAGUCUGAGAAUUGGAAAGCUAGCUAAACACGUAGCGUGCACAUUCCCAAUCGCGCGACAGAGCCAUAGGUGUCCCCUUCAAGCACGCGGAGCUUCAGAAACGCACUAUAUACCCCGGCCCGCCCACACAACGUCUCGUCUGCCCAACUUCCACUCUCCUUUCAUUUUGUCUAUACACCAUGGCGCAGAUUCGCGGCACCGCCGGCUACCACCUGGGUAACCAGAGCCCCUUCGGCAAUGGGGGACGCAGCGACAGCACCACCAACGACCCCAGUCCGCUCGACCAGCUGCGCGAACAGACGAACAAGAUUGAGGACUUCUUGGACACGCUUUCGGAGCCUGUAAAGCCGUACCUGCCCGCGAUUGGACGAUUUUUGAUCGUCGUUACCUUCCUCGAAGAUGCGCUGCGCAUAAUGACCCAGUGGAACGACCAGCUCACAUACCUGCAUGACUACAGGCACAUCCCCAGCGGCCUCACCCACCUGUUCCUCAUCGUAAACGUAAUCGCCAUGACCGUCUGCUCCGUCAUGAUCAUUGCACGAAAGAACUCGGAUUACGGCGUUUUUGGCCUCAUUGGCGUGGUGGUUCUACAGGGCCUCGGUUACGGUCUGGUCUUCGACCUGAACUUCUUCCUGCGCAACUUGUCCGUCAUGGGAGGCCUCUUGAUGGUGCUUUCCGACUCGUGGGUCCGCAAGAAGUUCGCCCCGGCUGGCCUCCCGACGCUCGACGAGAAGGACCGCAAGAUGUACUUCCAGCUCGCUGGACGUGUCCUGCUCAUCUUUCUCUUCGUCGGCUUCGUUUUCCGGGGCGACUGGAGCUUCUGGAGGAUCUGCGUUAGCUUGCUCGGAUUUGUCGCUUGUGUCAUGGUCGUCGUUGGUUUCAAGGCCAAGUUCAGCGCCAUCAUGCUUGUUGUCAUUCUCAGCAUCUUCAACCUUCUGGUCAACAACUUCUGGACCCUCCACCCUCACCACCCCCACAAGGACUUCGCCAAGUAUGAUUUCUUCCAGAUCCUCUCUAUUGUCGGUGGUCUCCUCCUCCUGGUCAACAUGGGCCCCGGUCAAUUCUCCGUCGACGAGAAGAAGAAGGUCUACUAGACAACCUCUCGCGUUCCACUACGUUUUACGAACCAGCGUCACGGCAUGCUUGGACGACAUAUGUGAUACCUGAAAUUCAUUUCAUCACAACUAUUCAAUACGAGCAAGGGCGGCAAUCAGGUAUAACCGCCCAAGGAGCAAGCACAGGAUGCAAGAAGGAAUCUGGGAAAAACUUGGGUCAAGCUACUAGCAUGGAGUCAGUGGUAGCGUUGGCUUUGUGUAGAAUCUACUGUCCAGCAGCAGUAUGGCGUUAGCAAUAUGCGCGAGAUUUGGAUUUCUUUGAAAUGAAAUGCAUCGGCCCGUGGGCCGAGAAUUCUAUCAACAC
Messenger RNA from Paraphaeosphaeria sporulosa, 1479 nucleotides. Its product is annotated as SURF4-domain-containing protein. Gene Ontology annotation, cellular component: endoplasmic reticulum; endoplasmic reticulum-Golgi intermediate compartment; membrane. The record is from RefSeq and is a predicted model, not a curated record. The transcript is spliced from 5 exons. Gene Ontology annotation, biological process: Golgi organization. Lineage: Eukaryota; Fungi; Ascomycota; Dothideomycetes; Pleosporales; Didymosphaeriaceae. Bases 240 to 1154 code for a protein of 304 amino acids.